Messenger RNA from Eremothecium gossypii ATCC 10895, 1029 nucleotides. It is a transcript of the gene LIP2, whose product is annotated as lipoyl(octanoyl) transferase LIP2. The coding region runs from base 1 to 1029 and encodes 342 amino acids. Gene Ontology annotation, biological process: protein lipoylation. NCBI's taxonomy places the organism in Eukaryota, Fungi, Ascomycota, Saccharomycetes, Saccharomycetales, Saccharomycetaceae. Gene Ontology annotation, molecular function: lipoyl(octanoyl) transferase activity. The transcript has a single exon. Gene Ontology annotation, cellular component: mitochondrion. The record is from RefSeq and is marked provisional.
AUGCUUCGCUAUGCAAUGACACCACGAAGGAGCAUUUGGACUCCGUUGCAGGUCAAUCAGGGCGUUAUGGUAAGGAUGGUAAUGCACAGACCCAUCCUGGGCCACCUUAGCAGAAUGCGAUAUUCCAGCACGUCACCAAAGGACGCACAAGCCAUUACAUACCCGGUCACGGAGAAGGCGAGAGUUCUGGAGCAUAUUCAUUUCAAAAAACGCUGCACCUUCAAGGAGGGCCUUCAGAUACAGGAGCUUUAUGUCAUGCAUGCGCUCGAGGCGAAGAGAAUGCAGUCCAAAAUUGCGCAGCGACUGAGACAAAGGGCGGAGACUGCGACGAACACAGAUUUGCUGCUGGACUGGCCUGCGCCGGCCAAAUGCAUCUCGACGCCGAGGCCGACGGUGCUGACGUUCGAGUUUGAGCCCACAUACACAGGCGGCAAGCGGAUCAAAAAGACAAUUACUAAAGACGAAGUACAAGCUCUGGAAUCGUUUACGCCGCCUGGUAGCGAAGGGUACCCGAGUCCGAAGUUUGUGCAGGUCGAACGGGGGGGACAAGUCACAUUUCAUGGGCCGGGGCAGAUGGUUGCAUACAUUGUGCUGGAUCUCAAGGCAUUCCAUGGUUUUACAGUGAGAUGUCUCGUAUCUGCAAUUGAACGGGCCACAAUCAACACGCUACAGUGUGCCCCCAAGCACGAGGCCUCCAGGAAUGCCACCAGGAGAAGAAACGAUAAGCUUGGCAUAAAGGCCAUCCAGACAAGUGAAAACGGCGUUUGGAUUGACGAAAAACGGAAAAUUGCCAGCCUUGGUGUUAACGUGAGAAGGUCCAUCACUUCGCAUGGUGUAUGCAUAAAUGUGAACCCCACAUUACAGUAUCUGAAUCACUUCACGAUGUGCGGUCUCCCGGAAAGUUCCGCGACGUCGAUACACGAGCUGGUUCCGAGCGCAACGUGCGGCGUGGGUGACAUUGCGGCCACUUUUGUGAAUCAGUUCCGCAUGCUGCUGGGAAUCGAGGAGAUUGUCCGUUCUGACAUUUGA